UUAUAAACACUGAAAACAUUCGUACUCAAAAGUGAAAUUUUGAAAUUUUGAGGACUCUUUGUCAAUUUUCAUGGAUUCUUCUUCUCUCUUUGGGCUGAAGAAACAGAAUUUGAAAUGCUAUAUAUAUACUAAACAAGACAAAGUCCAAAGAACUCUUUGUGUUUUUGAACUGGAAAAUCAAAAAUUUCAAGAAGUAAGAAAGAAAUGAAGAGAGUGAUGAAAUUCUUUAAGCGGAAGUCUGAUCCUAAGCAAAAGCUUCGAGAUUGGCAACGAAAGCUACGUCAAGAAGUCCGUAACAUUGAACGCCAAAUUCGAGAUAUUGAGAGAGAAGAAAGAAAUGUACAUAAAGCUAUCAAAGACUCGGUGAAGCGGUAUGAUAUGGUCACUGCUAAGGCACUUGUUAGGGAAAUAGUGAGAUCGAGAAGAACGGUUAAGCGGUUAUACGAGAAUAAAGCGAAGAUGAAUUCAAUAUCAAUGCAUCUUGGAGAGAGUAUUGCGAUUUCGGGAACAGUUGGGCUUCUUUCGAAGAGCGGUGAGGUUAUGAAGCUUGUUAAUAGUCUAAUGAAAGCUCCAGAUAUGGCUGUGACAAUGCAGGCAUUUAGCAAAGAGAUGACCAAGGCUGGGGUUAUUGAAGAGUUUGUAAGUGAUGCGGUUGAUAAUGCCUUAGAUUCUGAGGAUAUCGAAGAGGAGAUCGAGGAAGAGGUUGAUAUGGUAUGGACUGCCAUAGCAGGAGAGACUGCAGCUGAGCUCCCAGAAGCAGUUAGGAAGGAAAAGAUAAAUGUACUAGCGCAAAAGGCGGGAACUUCACACGGGGAAGAUGCAAUUGCACAAGGAGUUGAUAAUGAAGACGAACUAGAGGACAUUAGAGCUCGGCUCGCCAAUGUUAGAUUUUGACUGAUAUAUACUGGAUCAUACUUGUGAGUCUUUUCUUAGAACCAUUUUUUAUUCUUGGUCGAUAUCUGAACUGGACUGAAGUGAUGAAAACAGGGAAAGAUCAAAGCUUUUGGUCAGUGAUUGUGCCAUUUGUAUAGAUACUAAAGAAAGUUGAGUUUUAGUUUUAGCUUCAGUGUUUGUUUGGUUUGGUUCUUUGGAAAGUUUUUGGAUUUGGAGUAGGAAACUCAUUCGGUUCUGGUUCGUCUUGAUUUGAUUUAGUCCGGUUCGAUUAAAUUUGGUUAAAAUUUGAUAUAUUUUGUUUA
Arabidopsis lyrata subsp. lyrata is the source of this 1196-nucleotide messenger RNA. RefSeq names its product putative vacuolar protein sorting-associated protein 24 homolog 2. Gene Ontology annotation, cellular component: multivesicular body; ESCRT III complex. Lineage: Eukaryota; Viridiplantae; Streptophyta; Magnoliopsida; Brassicales; Brassicaceae. Bases 205 to 894 code for a protein of 229 amino acids. The record is from RefSeq and is a predicted model, not a curated record. The transcript is spliced from 6 exons. Gene Ontology annotation, biological process: late endosome to vacuole transport; endosome transport via multivesicular body sorting pathway; protein transport.